UCGCUUAUGUUUAUUGAUGACAUCAACCAAGAGCUGGGGUUAAUUUACCACCACCCACUUGAAAGAGAGGGGUCAAUAAUUUACAAGGAUGCCAGAGUUUUCCAAAGUAUUUCCAAGUUUUAACUUCGAGUGACCUAAAACAUAAUUAUAGGUUUAUAAGUGCUUCCACUUCAGUUUGCAAUACUGAUAUCACUGUGCUGUGCACAACUCCGCUCGCUUCGGAAUGUAGACGCAAAUAUGUCUGUCUCCACAAUGGAACUACAAUCCGAACUGCUCAAGUCCAUCUGGUACGCGUUCACAUCGCUGGACAUGGAGAAAUGCGGCAAAGUAUCGAAGUCCCAGCUGAAGGUUCUCUCACAUAACCUGUACACGGUGUUGAAUAUCCCUCACGACCCCGUAGCACUGGAGGAGCACUUCCAAGACGAUGACGAUGGACCGGUGUCAAAACAUGGCUACAUGCAACCCUACCUCAACAAAUACAUACUGGCCAAGGUCAAAGAGGGUGCAUAUGACAAGGAGACGUUUGACGACCUGUGCUGGAUGAUGACCAUGAAGAAAAACUACAGACUUACCAGUGGCCAGGGGGGGCUGCUGUGCUCCCUGAGAGACUGCUUCAAACUUUUCUGUCUCUUCAACCUGCUGUCAGAGGACCACUACCCACUCAUCAUGAUUCCACAGGAGGUGGAGUACCUAAUGAAGAAAAUUUCCACUGCGAUGAACCAGGAGUGGGACGGCAAGCCCCUGGAGGACCUGCUAUCCCAAAAUGCCUCUGUCCAGGAGGAGGGCAUGUCGGUGUGGGUGUUCCUGGAUCACAUGGGUGCCGGGAGGCUGCUGAGGGUCAGCAAUGCGGGUGCCUUCAGUCUGGCUCUGGACCAGGUCUUCUUUGAGAUGUACCACAACGUCCUCAAGAGGGGUUACAUGUGGAAAAAGGGACAUGUGCGCAGGAACUGGAUGGAGCGUUGGUUUGUACUCAGGCCAUCCUUCAUGGCCUACUACGCCAGCGAGGACCUGAAAGACAAGAAGGGAGAGAUUCCAUUGGACCAGUAUUGUGUUGUGGAGGCUAUUCCAGACAGGGAUGGGAAGCGUUGUCUCUUUUGUGUGAAGACCACCAGCAAGACCUAUGAGAUGAGUGCCGCUGACCAGAGACAGAAGGUGGAAUGGACCCAAGCCUUGCAGACUGCCAUCCGUCUCCAGGGUGAGCGCAAGUCCUCCCUCCACCAGGAACUAAAGCUGAAGAGGCAGGUCCAGCGCGAGCAGAGUCUACGGGAGCGCAGCCUGAGCGCCAGCAGCAGCCGCGGCAACCAAUCAGAAGAGCUUACCAUUCAAGACCUGGAGAAGGAAAAGGAACGGCAAGGACGGGAGAUAGAGAGUAUUAUUCAGCACCAGCGAGAGGUGGAGGCACGGCGCAGGGAGGAGGAGGAGAAAGAGAGGGAGCAACAGAAGGAGGUCCAGAGAGAGUUGGAGAGACAGCUAGAGGAGGCAGAGAAGUUGCGGGAGAGCAUGCAGGCUGAGAUGGCAGAGAAGGAAAAGGAGGCCGAGCAGCAGAGGAAGCGGAUCCAGGAGCUGGAGCUGACCCAGCAGAAACUGGAGGCUGCUCUCAACACAGAGAUACAGGCCCACAUGGAGGAGGAGAGAGUCAGGCUGGAGCUAGAAGGGGUACUGCAGGCAGAGGAGGAGAAGAGCAGGCAGUGUCUGCUCCUCCAGGAGCAGCAGGAGGCAUCCCGCCACUUCAGCCCCAGGGAGGAGGCCCCAAACAGAGCUAAGGAAGAGCGGCCGGCCCCCUCUGCCCUUCACUACGCCUCCCAGGAGCUCCAGAGCCUCCGAGAGACCCGAGAGAGGAGUCACCAACACCUAGAGGAAGUUCAGGAGAAGCUUCGUAAAGCUAGCAACCAUGUCCGACACUGGAACGUUCAGCUCAACCGCCUAAUGAAACCCAUCGCACCUGGGGACAAGUUAUCAUCGUUGCCAGUGAAAAUCACCUGCUCGAAACAGGAGGGGGCGUUAGCCAGCAGUGAGUUUAUCGCUAAACUCCAACCAAGAGCCAAUCAAGAAACUCAGCAAAUACUUGAGAGCCAAUCGGCUACAGAAGAGAAAGGACUACAGGAACAGGUGGAGGCUUUCACCCUGUCAGAGCCUGGGGGAUCGUGAUGUGUCAUGGGUAAAUUGUAUCAAUCAAUGGUUGGGUGCCACUUUGUCGACUGUGCAGUCGGGCAUCAGAUUUCUACAUCAAUUGAGGUGCUUAGCUGAUGUGUUAAAUACCAAUCCAGGCUUUGAAGAUCUGGAAUGUAGUCGGGGAGGAACCUGACCUUUACCAAUGGUAGUGCUGACUAGGAGAUGAGUAGGAUCUGUAAAAAAAUACAUUUUAAGGGAAUUUGUCUUCCUUUAUAAAGUGCUUUGAUCGAGGAGAUACUACCUGUGCAAUAAGAAUGCACUUUUUUUUGUUUCUUCCUUCACAAAUAAUCUGCCGUUCUGUACGAACAUGUCCCAUGAGGACUAUGAUUCUUGGCAGGUGGACCCAGUAGCCUAUACACUACUUCAAGAACUGAGAAACACCUCAUUAACCAACUGACUGUUCAGAUUUCCAUCUUGCUAGGGGACAACAGUCAUUGUAAAUGAUACAAUACAGAGAAUAAACGACAGGUUUGAAUUUCUGUACAAAAGAAGUGUGCGUACUAGUAUGUAGUGUGUGAACAACGUGAUUGCUCUCUUCUCUAUUUGAUACAAGGCAGUCUAACAAACCCAUGUAUGCCAUUUUUUUGUCAGGAAAGGAAAACUGAAAUGCAAUCUAUUUGAAGUAACGUCUUAAAUCUGUGGCUCACAUAUGCCUAAUAUAUUGACAUAUAUUUCAAAUGCAUAUGUAAUAUGUACUAGUAUUUCAAAUAAAUAUAUCCAAAUACA
Oncorhynchus gorbuscha (pink salmon) is the source of this 2898-nucleotide messenger RNA. Its product is annotated as differentially expressed in FDCP 6-like. Lineage: Eukaryota; Metazoa; Chordata; Actinopteri; Salmoniformes; Salmonidae. The record is from RefSeq and is a predicted model, not a curated record. Bases 238 to 2148 code for a protein of 636 amino acids. Gene Ontology annotation, cellular component: nucleus; cytoplasm. The transcript has 13 exons.